Gastrolobium bilobum is the source of this 444-nucleotide messenger RNA. RefSeq lists its product as uncharacterized. The coding region runs from base 1 to 444 and encodes 147 amino acids. The record is from RefSeq and is a predicted model, not a curated record. NCBI's taxonomy places the organism in Eukaryota, Viridiplantae, Streptophyta, Magnoliopsida, Fabales, Fabaceae. The transcript has a single exon.
AUGGCAUACGACAACAACGUUGAUCUCUGUUCUCAUUUAUCACUUGCUAGGCGUCCUUGUAAUACAAUGGUAUGUACCCAUUUGUCACUUGGUAAGUGUCAUUGCAACACAAUCGAUGAAGAUGUGUCAGUUUCUUUAACCAAGAAGAGAAAGAUUUCUGAAGAAACCUCUGUUGCCGCAAGAAAGAAGGUUUGCGGAGAGAGAAGUUGGGGUUACUCAACCGAUUUGAUGUUUUGUGAUGAUCCCUGGAAGAUUAAGAAAGUCCUCAAUUGCAGUGAUCUUGGAAACAUGAGCAGGCUCUUGCUCCCUAAAGAUUUGGGUGAGAAUUUGGUGGUGCCGAUGUUGGAUGGUGAUGUUGAAAAAGGUGUUCAAGUUGAGAUUUGGGAUGUGGACAUGCACUGCCUCCACUCAUUCUUUAGUUUUCAAGAAAUGGGUUUCUUCUAG